This is a messenger RNA of Aethina tumida (small hive beetle), 517 nucleotides long. RefSeq lists its product as uncharacterized. The record is from RefSeq and is a predicted model, not a curated record. Bases 102 to 413 code for a protein of 103 amino acids. Lineage: Eukaryota; Metazoa; Arthropoda; Insecta; Coleoptera; Nitidulidae. The transcript has 2 exons.
CGUAGCCACUUUUGUAUGCUAUAAAAUCAAGUGGUUCGACCUAUUUUGGUAUUAUUUCAUCGAUUAUUAGCGAUUGAAUAACACGAAUAUUGUGAUACGAAAUGAGGGCGGUUUUUAAAGUCGUUUUGGUGUGUUUGUUUGUGGUACUGGUUUUGAGUUGUUGUGAGGGUAAAAAGAAAAAGGGCAAGAAGAACUCCAAGCAGAUGAUUUUGAGACAAAAGGAAACAAAUCCCAUAAAUUUCAUCAGAUUAGCGGUGAUGAGAUUGGUUUACGGAAUCGCGACGAGGAUAGGUUUCGGUGAACAAAUUUCUGAGGCGUUAAACGGUGCUUUCGUACCACCAGGGGUCGAUGAUUACGAAGACUUUGGUGGAGCAGAUGGAUUUUUCGACCGAGACGAUGAUUAUGAUUAUUAAGAUGUACAAAAUAAUGAAAAAUUCUAGUCAAAAAAUGGUCUGCACUCAAUCACAUCAUCAUCAUAAAUUAUUCUAUUUAUUAAAGUAUUUAUUUUAUUCCUUAA